Suncus etruscus (white-toothed pygmy shrew) is the source of this 982-nucleotide messenger RNA. RefSeq names its product protein-lysine methyltransferase METTL21E-like. The record is from RefSeq and is a predicted model, not a curated record. Gene Ontology annotation, biological process: peptidyl-lysine methylation. Gene Ontology annotation, molecular function: protein-lysine N-methyltransferase activity. NCBI's taxonomy places the organism in Eukaryota, Metazoa, Chordata, Mammalia, Eulipotyphla, Soricidae. Bases 1 to 909 code for a protein of 302 amino acids. Gene Ontology annotation, cellular component: cytosol; cytoplasm. The transcript has 4 exons.
AUGUCAGAGACAUCAUAUUGGAACGGUAAAUAUUCUUUGGCAAAGUUUUUAUAUCAAAACCGGGAACUUUGGGAGAUGCUCGUGGGAUUUUGUGCGCUCUCACAUCUAUUAAUCCCUGCUACCUGGGGUGACUUGUCCGAGCAGAGCUGCAUUUCCAAAGAGUGUGUGGGAACACCCAGGAGACCACACUUAGCUAAAGGAAACAGAGAAGAUCAUGAAGACAAGGAAGUGGUGGCAGAGAUCAUGGCCAGGUGUUUUGUGCCUACGCGGAUAACCACCACCUCGUGGGAGGGAUUUUACUUUGUUGGGCAAGAGAUUCGGAUAACAGAAGCCAUGGAUUGCUUCGGGGCCGUGGUUUGGCCAUCGGCCCUUGUGUUGUGCCAUUUUCUGGAGACAAACAUAAAGCAGUAUAAUUUGGUAGACAAACGUGUCAUUGAGAUUGGAGCUGGGACAGGGCUCGUGUCCAUUGUGGCGAGUUUAUUGGGUGCCCAGGUGACUGCCACUGACUUACCGGAACUACUUGGAAACCUGCAGUAUAAUAUUUCCCGAAACACUAAAUUGAAGUGUAAGCACUCGCCACAGGUGAAGGAACUCUCUUGGGGCAUAGCGCUAGAGGAGAACUUCCCCAAGUCUUCCAGCAGGUUCGACUACAUCCUGGCGGCCGACGUGGUCUAUGCUCAUCCUUUCCUGGACGAGCUACUCCUCACCUUUGAGCAUCUGUGCAGGGACAAGACCGUCAUCCUCUGGGCCAUGAGGUUCAGGCUGGAGAAAGACGACGCAUUUGUGGAUAGAUUUAAGGAGGUGUUUGAGCUUGAGGAAAUUUCCAGUUUCCCUACUCUGAGUAUUAAGUUGUAUAAAGCUGUGAAGAAGAGUCGGAGGAAUGUACGAUACUCUCACAGAAGCUUUUAAAAAGUGAAGGAACUUUUAGCUGCUUAGAAAAUGACCCUGGAUAAGUGGACGGAGCAUUUGAUUUUCCUAUAAA